Dovyalis caffra is the source of this 516-nucleotide messenger RNA. The record is from the annotation of a GenBank genome assembly. Lineage: Eukaryota; Viridiplantae; Streptophyta; Magnoliopsida; Malpighiales; Salicaceae.
AUGGGAGGAGGAGCAGAUCAUGGACACGGACACGGACCUGAGGGGGCCCAUGGUGACUUUAGGGCGAAGGUUUGGAGCAUGAGUGGAGGUCCAUACUGCAGGCCUAAGCACUGGCGCCGUAACACUGCCAUUGCCAUGUUCGGCGUCUUCCUCAUCUGCAUUCCCAUCGCCAUGAAAUCAGCCGAGCUCGAGCAACGACCACAUCAUCCUGUUCGCCCAAUUCCAUCACAGAUCUGGUGCAAGAACUUUGGGACCAAAGAUUACAAUGACUCAUGCUAUGACUUCAAAUUUCCAAGGUUUGACAUCGACAAUGCAAGAAUUAGCAGUAGUGAGAUAGUGUUUCCAGAUCGCAGCACAGCCCAUCUAGGUACUACUGUGGCUCAGACUUUGAAGCAGGGGUUCCAAGCGCCUCAAGUUAGGUGGUCUGGACUCUUUGUUGUCAAGUGCAGUUCACCUUCUACUUGUGUCGCCCGCAAAAUAAAAUGUGGAAAAAGAGAUGAGAACGACCUUUCCUAG